CUCUAACUAACACAAUAAUUGAUAAUGCUGCGAUGACAACGAUAUAUACGUUCAUCAAUUUCAUUUACUUCAUGGGACGGUCAAGCACAAAUAAUUAGCUUUGGUUCUAGAAAGAAUACAUAAUUAGUAGCCAAUGUCACGUCACCUUCAUCUACAUACCGAAUCACCAUUGAAAUUUGUUUAGAGUCCUUUCCCUCUUUAAAACCAUAAUCUCACACUCAAACCUCCCCUGAGAGUUUCUUCCCCAUAGCAACUCUCUCUCUCUCUCUCUCUCUCUCUCUCUCUCUCUCUCUCUCUCUCUCAAAUGAAGACCAACCUUAACAACACCAACACAAAACUAAUCCUCCUCCACCCCUACAUCCUAAAACAAAGAACCCCAAACCGCCUCUGGCUCCUAGCCUUCCUUUCCUUCUCCACAAUAGCCUUCCUCCUCACCUUCAUCUACACUAAACAAUCCAUAUCAACCACCACCACCACCACCAUCAUCACAACGACGACCACCGCCGCCGCCACAACCACCACCCAUCCCCAACUAGCCCAACCCAUAAUCACCGCCCUCCUCCACUACGCCUCCACCUCCAACGCCACCGACAAAAUGUCCCACACAGACAUCAAACCCAUCUCCGACGCCCUCCGCCAGUGCCCUUCUUCCCCUUGCAACUUCCUCAUCUUCGGCCUCACCCACGAGACCCUCCUCUGGAAGGCCCUCAACCCCCACGGCCGGACCGUGUUCAUCGACGAGAACCGGUACUACGCCGCCCACGUCGAGGAGAACCACCCCGAAAUCGAGGUCUACGACGUCCAGUACACCACCAAGUUGACCGAGUGGAAAGAACUGAUCCAGUCGGCGAGGGAGCUGGUCCGGAACGAGUGCCGGCCGGUGCAGAACUUGCUGUUCUCGGACUGUAAGCUCGGGCUGAACGAUUUUCCCAACCAGUUGUACGAAGUGGAGUGGGACGUGAUACUGGUGGACGGGCCUAGAGGGUACUGGCCGGAGGCGCCGGGGAGGAUGUCAUCGAUAUUCACGGCCGGGGUUCUGGCGAGGAGCAAGAAGGGCGGCGGCGGUUCGAAGACGCAUGUUUUUGUGCAUGAUUAUAACAGGGAGGUGGAGAGGGUUUUUAGUGACGAGUUUUUGUGCAAGGAGAAUUUAGUGGGUAAGUCCAAGGAUAUGCUUGGGUACUUUGUGGUGGAGGGAAUGGAGGAGACUAGUGUACAUUUCUGUCGCAACCACACAUCAUGAUCAUGAGCUUAAUGACUCUCAUUAGUAUGAUCGUUAAUUAAAUUCAUCAUUACUGGGUCAAAUUGUAGGAGUUCAAAUCUUCGGUUAAUAAAAAGGUCUUUAAUUACCCGUAUUUGGGUGGAGUUCAGUCAUUAA
Rhododendron vialii is the source of this 1375-nucleotide messenger RNA. RefSeq names its product protein IRX15-LIKE. Lineage: Eukaryota; Viridiplantae; Streptophyta; Magnoliopsida; Ericales; Ericaceae. Gene Ontology annotation, biological process: xylan biosynthetic process. The coding region runs from base 305 to 1240 and encodes 311 amino acids. The record is from RefSeq and is a predicted model, not a curated record. The transcript has a single exon.